CCCUCUGGGCCCGAAAUCUCGCGAGAGUGUCACAGAGAGUGGGAACGCCUCCCUUUUCCGGCCGGAGCCUGCUGAGGUGAGGCGCCUUCGCCGUCCUUCCGAGGCCUGUCGCGCUUUCUAGCCGGACGGAGCCCGUCAUUCGCCCUUGAAUUGGAAAGGAUGAGACCACUCCAGGAGAGAAGUGAGAGCUCUUCAAGCAAAGAGCCUCUAGACAAGUGUCUUCGAGCGAAGAAGGACUUGGAGACUGCAAUUGCUGAAAUAGUCAAGGCUGAACAGCAGGUUAAAGACAACUGGAGAGAGGUAAAAGCCCAGAUUCACAGCUGUAUAAGCCGCCACCUGGAAUGUUUGCGCAGCCGCGAAGUGUGGCUACUGGAACAGGUGGAUCUCAUCCAGCAGCUGAAGGAGGAAGCCUUGCAGCAGCAAGCACAGCAACUCUUUUGGUUGUUAGGACAAUUUAAUUGCCUCAUCCACCAGUUGGAGCAGCCUCACAGCAAUGACCUUGCCAACCAGAUUUCAGUGUGCUUGGAAAGAUUAGGCAAUUUAACUCUAAAUCCAGAAGAAACUUCCAUCCUAAAUUUUGAAGCUGACGUGCCAUUUCUUCGCCAGGCUAUCACAACAUUUGGUUCAAUCACCACCAUGCAAACCUCCGACAAAGAAGACAGUGCUCCUUGGAUUUCUGUACAGAAUUGUCCUGUAACAGCCAAACCUGAACAGAAACCCUUGUCUGGUUCAUUUGGUUGUCCACUCUCUGACUGGCUUCUUGGAAACAAACCUGCAGCGAGUGCCUCCUCUGCUCCAUAUGUUCCUAGCAACAACUACGAGGACUGGCUGUUGAAACCCUAUGUGCCAGAGACCAGUCAGGAUUUCAAGUCCUCCAAAGUGUGUUACUUGGAGGAGGCAUGGGGAAAUCUGAAAAACCUGGAGAACUGGCUUUUGCAAACCCACCAGCAAGAUGUUCCUGAAUACAUGGAUUUCCGCCUGCGUAAAUGUUCUACCUCUACUAUUGGCUCCACCUUUUCUAUUGAAAAAAUAGAUGAGCUGGAGAUCCUGGAGCAAGAAGAGAGUGAUCUUUCUGACUGGCUACUUACUCCUCCUGAACCAGAAAACAAGAAUGCCCCAGCAGAGAAGUGGAAGCAUGUGCUCAAGCCUUUUCGGGAAGAGUACAGUCUGAACGACUGGCUCUCCAAAGCGGAUUCCUGCAGCAAUUGUUGCGGCAACCAGGCCAAGGGCAUGGAGAUAGAAAACCUUGGCAAUCUUAAGUGCCUUAGUGAGCACCUUGAGGGGAAGAAGUCAACCGCCAACGAUGCCUGGCUUUUGCAGCCUUCAUUUAAAGUAGAAGAUGUAUGUCGAGCGAAUGAGUUGUGCUCCAGCUUUUCAGAGUGUGUGUGUGAUGACAAGUGCGAGAAGGAAGCUCUCUGCAAGUGGCUCCUUAGGAAAGAAGGCAAGGAUAAAAAUGGCAUGCCAAUGGGACAGACACCCAGCCAAGUCACUGAGCCCGAGAUAGUGAAACCUGCAGGGGACAACGCCUGGCUCCAUUUGUCUCAGCAGUCAGUGGAGGAAGCAACUUUCCUUGAAGCACAACAACAACAGAACUGUGCCAUUCUAGAACCAUUGAAAGAAUUGCUCAAAACCCCUUUGUCGUCCUGGUUGGCCAGAUCAGAAAUCAUAGCGCCGAGCACAGAAGAGAAGGCGAGCAGAGAGAAAGCGGAAAUGAGCUGUAAGAGUUCCCUUCUGGAAUUCCUGGAACCAUUCCACCUCCCUUUCAAUGCAAACAGCUGGGUGUUGUCUUCCAAGAGCACAGAAACUUCCAACCAGCCUCCCCUAGAAGACAAAUGGUUGCUACGCAAAAAGGCACACGACUGUGGUCUUCCUACCGUAUGUGAUCUAUUCACCUGUAUGAAGUUAAAUGGAGAUAGAGAAAAGUGGCUAUAUCGGACUCCCUUGCAGUUGUGAAAAGUCCGAACCAUCUGAACAAACAUCACCUUCCUGCUGACCAUCGCACAUUUCUUCUGAGUGAUUUCAGUGUACUUCAUUUCUAGUUUGUGUCUGACAUAUGCCUCUUCCAGACUUGGAUGUUAACUUACAUGUAGUUGACUGACGGCUGCAAAGUUGACUUGCACACAUGGAAGCAACAGUUCCCUUGUAUGUAUCCCAUGGAGGGCUAUGGUGUGAAGAUCUUUCCCUGAAGUCCUUGCAAUUGUGGAGACCAAAGCUUGGAGUCAUUU
Molecule: messenger RNA, 2225 nt
Organism: Anolis sagrei ordinatus
Lineage: Eukaryota; Metazoa; Chordata; Lepidosauria; Squamata; Anolidae
Gene: NCOA4
Product: nuclear receptor coactivator 4
Biological process (GO): response to hormone; intracellular iron ion homeostasis
Molecular function (GO): transcription coactivator activity
Source: RefSeq, a predicted model, not a curated record